Zingiber officinale is the source of this 675-nucleotide messenger RNA. RefSeq names its product E3 ubiquitin-protein ligase RNF144B-like. Gene Ontology annotation, molecular function: ubiquitin protein ligase activity; ubiquitin conjugating enzyme binding; zinc ion binding. Gene Ontology annotation, biological process: ubiquitin-dependent protein catabolic process; protein polyubiquitination; positive regulation of proteasomal ubiquitin-dependent protein catabolic process. NCBI's taxonomy places the organism in Eukaryota, Viridiplantae, Streptophyta, Magnoliopsida, Zingiberales, Zingiberaceae. Gene Ontology annotation, cellular component: ubiquitin ligase complex; cytoplasm. The coding region runs from base 1 to 675 and encodes 224 amino acids. The transcript has 2 exons. The record is from RefSeq and is a predicted model, not a curated record.
AUGGCUAGGCCACCGGUUUCCACCUUAAUUAGGAUCAAGGAGAAGGGUGAGUCUUCGUCUUUGUCUCUGGCUUCGCCUUCUCCGGCAACUUUCUUCUGCAAGAUCUGCAUGGACGCCCCUCCCGACGCCGAUAUGUUCACUAACGGCGCUGCCCCCACUCCUUCUGCCGUGACUGCCUCGGUCACUACGUCAGCGAGAAGGAGCAUCCUCGAGCCGCAGAGUUUCCGCGGCAUGAUACCCUGCGAGGUGUUUGACUGGUGGGAGGCGGCGGCAUGCGAGGCCGCCAUCCUAGGAAUGAACCGGAUUUACUGCCCGUUCAAGGGCUGCUCAGCGGCGCUGUUGGUGGACGAUGAGGACGGCGGAGUGGCGACUUUAAAGAAGGCCGAGUGCCCUCACUGCCGGCGACUGUUCUGCGCGUUGUGCAAGGCGGGAUGGCACGGCGAGUUGAGCUGCUCGGAGUUCCAGAGGCUGAGGACGAAGGAGAGGAGGAGGGAAGACUUGCUGCUGAUGGAGGUGGCGAAGGAGAAGGGGUGGAAGCGGUGCCCCAAGUGCAAGUUCUUCGUGGAGAAGACCGCCGGCUGCCUGCACAUCACUUGCAGAUGUGGGCACGAGUUCUGCUACGGAUGUGGAUCAAAAUGGGCAACAAUUCACGCGAGUUGCAGUACUCCAAAUUAA